GUUUGAGAGCACUGUGCAGGUUGGCAAACUACAGGACCUUAUCAACCGAAGUAAGAUGGCGAGGUGUAGAGGACGAUUUGUUUGCCCAGUCAUUCUGUACAAGGGAAAGCAUAUUUGCAGAUCAGCAACGCUGGCCGGCUGGGGAGAGCUCUACGGGCGUACUGGCUACAACUACAUCUUCUCAGGAGGCUCUGAUGAUGCUUGGGCAGAUGCAGAAGACAUUUCAGAGGAAGAUUCUGCACUUAGAAAUGCAGACUCACAGCUGUUUGACAAGGUCAGAGGGCACGACAUCAAGCUGCUUCGAUACCUGUCUGUCCGAUACAUCUGUGACCUGAUGGUGGAAAACAAGAAGGUGAAGUUUGGCUUGAACGUGACGUCUUCUGAGAAGGUGGACAAAGCUCAACGUUAUGCUGAUUUCACGCUCCUCUCCAUCCCAUAUCCAGGCUGUGAAUUUUUUAAGGAGUACAAAGACCGGGAUUAUACAGCUGAAGGUCUCAUAUUUAACUGGAAACAGGAUUACGUAGAUGCUCCAUUAAGUAUCCCAGUCUCUCUGACCCAAUCUCUGAAUAUUGAUUGGAGCGAGUACCAGAGCUGGGACCUCGUGCAACAAACGCAGAACUACCUGAAGCUGCUGAUCUCCAUCAUCAAUAGCGAUGACGACAGCGGGCUCCUGGUGCACUGUAUUUCCGGCUGGGAUCGAACUCCUCUCUUCAUCUCCUUAUUGCGCCUCUCCUUAUGGGCUGAUGGGCUGAUCCACACAUCCCUGGAGCCGUCUGAGAUUCUCUACCUGACAGUGGCCUAUGAUUGGUUUCUCUUUGGGCACAUGUUAGUCGAUCGACUCAGUAAAGGAGAAGAGAUUUUCUUUUUCUGCUUCAAUUUUCUGAAGCACAUCACCUCUGAGGAGUUCUCUGCUGUGAAGUCGCAGAGAAGGAAGAGUUUGCCACCUGGCUUCACCCUGGAAGAGAUCUGCAUGCUCAAGCAAAGAGACCGAGGCAGCACUACAAGUCUGAGCAGCGACUUCUCCCUGGGGAUGGAGAGCUCCCCUGGAGCAGCUGGGAGCUUCACCUAUGAAGCGGUGGAGCUGAUGCCAGCAGGAGCACAGGCUCAAGCAGCAUGGAGGAAGAGCUGUGCAUCAUCACCGCAAGCCGUGCUCUGGAGCAGGGCACAGCAGUCUGAAGACAGGCUGCCUUCCACGGGGAUGGUCGAAGUGAAGUCCUCCAGCUCCUCCUCAUCCACCCAUUCUGAUAACUUCCUGAGGAUUGGAAGCAGCCCACUGGAAGUGCCCAGAUCCAG
Mesitornis unicolor (brown roatelo) is the source of this 1293-nucleotide messenger RNA. It is a transcript of the gene MTMR14, whose product is annotated as myotubularin related protein 14. The record is from RefSeq and is a predicted model, not a curated record. The transcript is spliced from 15 exons. Gene Ontology annotation, biological process: dephosphorylation. The annotation marks the transcript as partial. Lineage: Eukaryota; Metazoa; Chordata; Aves; Mesitornithiformes; Mesitornithidae. Gene Ontology annotation, molecular function: phosphatidylinositol-3-phosphate phosphatase activity.